AUCACGAACCAUUUGUAUAAAAGAACCUCGUAGAUCUCGGACGAACAGUUGAACAACAUGCUAUUGCGUCAAGUGUGAACUGUUCAGUGAAUGUUACAAACAUGAAAGGUAUCAGCAGCUUAUUGUUCGCGUCUUUAAUUAUUUACACCUGCGGUGUUCCACGUGAGAGUUCGGGAUGGAAGUCUGCCUUGGAGCAAAUUCAAAAACAACGCGACGAAACAGUUUCGCCUGUUUCCAGUACAAACAGUGCGCAAGAUGAACCAAGUAUCGACUACAAACAGCUUAUUCAAAAAUACUUGAAACCUGAUGGUGAUCGAAACGGUGAUAAUACUACAGAGACAGGGAAAUCUGGAAGUAUUUUAGACUGGAUCCUGCGAUGGAAAAGCAAUGGCACUAGGUCUAAUACCGAAGAUAAUCAGACUGAAGACAACUCACCUUUUGGAAAAAAUAUUUGGAGAAAGUAUGCCAACCGAUGGUAUAGAGGAGAAAAUAAUGGCGAGGAAAAGAGUUCCACUGUAAGUGACUCUGAUGCAAAUAAUUCCAACAAAAAUGAGUCCAAUAAAAAGAAGAGAAGUCUGAACGAGGAGGAUCCUGACAAAACUACUUCCGAAGUGAACAACUCCGAGGAAAACGAAUCCAACAUAAACGAUUCCGAUGCAAAUACAUCCAUCGAAAAUGAGUCUAAUGAAAAUUCCAACAUGCAGAAUACUCGGGAAGUAACACCUCGCGGAAGUAGACAGCGGAGAAGUCCCAAGGACUCCGAUAAUGAUUCUGAUGAUAACAACUCCAAUGAGAGUGAUUCUAAUGACGUAACAAACGAAAGUAAUUCUGAUGAUAAUAAUUCGAACGAAAGUGAUUCCGAUAAAAAGAAACUCCGUGGAAAGGAUGCGCGUGAGAAGAAUUCUCAUCGAAGAAUUCCUAAGAAGUCCUCCGAGGACAGGAAUUCUGACGAAAUAGUUUCCGAAGAUGAUCCUAAUUCCAAUGAAAGUGACGACGUAACAAACGAAAGUGAUUCUGGCGACAAAAAUUCAAACGAAAGUGAUUCCGAUAAAAAGAAAAAAAAUCCUGACUUGUCAGACUUGAGUGAAGAAAGCGGUUCCGCCGACAGGAGCCUCGAUGAUAAAUCAGACAACAGUCGCGAUGAAGAGAUCAAAAAGAAGAAAGACAAAUUAAAGGACCGUCGUCGUCGUAAUCAUGGUCAAUCGUCUGAUAACUCUGUCCAAAGUGCUAGCAACGAGACAAAUUCUGAAGAAAAUAAUUUCGAAGAAUACUUGGAAAAAGCCAAACGAUACAAAGAGAAGCGCAAAGAAAUAGCGCAGAUGCUCGCAAAUGCUGAUGCUAACAGACGUAGAUGGCAACAAUUGCAUAGAGAAAGAGAUAUGGAAUGGAGAAAGAAAAUAGACUCGAAGAAGGAAAUACUGAAAAACAAGUUCGACUUGAAAGAGAAAAUAAUGCGUAUUUGUAACAUCACAGACGAGAUUAAAUAUAAUAAUACUAGCAAUGUAAAGGAAUGCAUCAGAAAUUAUAUUCAUUCAUUGAUCAAUGCAUUAGAAUCGUCAAAAGCUGAAAUAACGAGACCAUCAGAGGGAAAUAAAACAGCCCCAGUAGUACCUGAUUCCAAGUUAUCCAUCAUUUAUUCAAUAUUAAAUAAAAAUAGACCACCAACUGGUACAAACAUCAAUGGUGCACCUAAUCCAACGUCUGAUCCAGAAAUAGACGUGAAAAUACCUGAAGAUAACGUCGUCGUCACAGAUGAAGCACGCGUAUCUGAAAUCGACAUCAAUGGUUGGAUCGAUGUCAACCUAGUAGCCACAGAUGACGGUUCCUUAAAAAAUAAGAAGCCUUCCAUUAAUGGUAAAGGUCCAAGCGAUUCGAAUAUUCCACCAUCAGGUGGAAAACAGACACCUGAAUCUCAUCGUAAGAAGUCACAACCAACGCCUACGAAAAAUAAGCCUGACGUUUCAAAUAGCGAGAAGCCUAAAACUGGAGCAGACAACUCCUUGGACAAUAGUGGAAAAUCACCCAGUAACGAACCUAACCAGGUUGAAAGUGGUAUCAACCAACCCUCAGAACCUAAUGAAAAUGAAUCACCAAAGUCAACUCCGCCAGCUGCGGAUGCUAGUUUAUCAAAUGAACAGUCAACUCCACUGGAUGUGGAACCGGCUCUGACAAGUGGACAGGGAAGUGAAGCAGAAGAUGCAGAGUCUCAAACAGAUCCUGAUGGCAGUGACAGUUCUCCAAUUAAUACAAGUACUACACCUACAGCAAGUAACUCGUCCAACAAUGGAGAAUCAUCUAUCGAUGAAACUAAACCAUCUAAGUCAAACAUUAGUCAACCUGCAGAACCUAAAACUAAUGGUUCGGUGGUACUUCGUCCAAUACUUCAGGAACCUACUCUAACAAAUUCAGGCGGAGAUGGACAGAUUUCAGAGGAUACAACAGUAUCAACAGAAGUCCCAAACACAGCUACUCCAGACGGAAGUUCUGAGACUAGUUUAUUAUUCAACACUAUUGUCUCGGAGAGCAUAGAAUCGGUUAAAGCGACUACCGCAGUUCCAGUCAAUGUUGUUCCAGAAGAGCCAAUUGAAGAGAACCUUGUGUAG
Molecule: messenger RNA, 2603 nt
Organism: Hylaeus anthracinus
Lineage: Eukaryota; Metazoa; Arthropoda; Insecta; Hymenoptera; Colletidae
Product: dentin sialophosphoprotein-like
Exons: 4
Coding region: 102-2603 (833 amino acids)
Source: RefSeq, a predicted model, not a curated record